UUUCCAAGACCGGAUGUUGUGUUGAAGGGACCAGGAAAUUAAGACAUCUGCUCCUAACCUGCUGGAUUUUGGCGUGCUUGAUGACGCUGUGGUCGGUGCGCGGAUGAGAGUGGACCCAAGUGCGGACGAAGGGCGUCCACGUCUCUCUUCUUUUUUUUUUUUUUGCACCGAAACAUCACGACCGAACUCUUCAGAUUUCCUCAGAGCGCGUCCGGAUCGCUUUUGUUUUGCUUGCUAGCGAAGAGUCACAUCGCCGAGCUUGCGUGGGCGUGAAAAUGUGCGCGAAACGCGUGAAAGAAGAAGAGGACGCGGAGGAAAUUUGUGGAACAAAAGACGAGAAGGCGCGACGAGCUCCACGAGGGGACGCUGCCUUUGUCACGCCCCCCACAGCAGACGUGCGUGAAGAUCUUCAUCCUGAGCGACAGCAACCAGAAUCAGUGCACAUAAAGGACGAAGAUGAAGAGGAGCCCCCCUACUUUGUCGUGGAAGUGCAGCCAGAUCCCCCGCACCUUAAAGACGAAGAUGGACAGGAGCCAGAGACCGUCCACAUCAAAGAGGAGGACCAAGAGACCGAGGAAGAGGGGCGGAACCUCGUCCAGUUUCCAGUGACCUUUGUUCCAUGUAAGACAGAAGAAGAUGAAGACAAAGGUCAAAGUGAAGAGAGCAGAGGGGCGGAGAAUCCAACUAGCAGCUCAAGAUCGGACAGCGUCUUAGCGCCGCUAUCAGAUAGCGACGACAUGACGUCGCACUCUCAUGAUCAUGAUGAUGAUGGUCAUGCUAAAAGUGAAAGGUCGAGUCACACGGACAACGCACGACGGGAAUGUUCUCUUUGUGGAAAAAGUUUUACUUCAAAGGGCGGUUUGAGAUUACACAUGCGAAUCCAUACCGGAGAGAAACCUUUUCCCUGCGCAGUUUGCGGGAAACGAUUCACGUUGAAGAGGGACUUGAAAACGCACACAAGGACUCACACCGGGGAGAAACCAUAUGCCUGCUCAAUUUGUGACCAAAGAUUUUCUCAAACGGGAAACUUGAGAAAACACGCAAGAACACACACCGGGGAGAAACCUUUCGCCUGCGCAAUUUGCGAGAAAAGAUUUGCCUUGAAGAAAAACUUGACAUCGCACGCAAAAACACACACUGGAGAGAAGCCUUUUGCGUGCUCAAUUUGUGAGAAAAGAUUCACUUUGAAGAAAAAUUUAACAACCCAUGUAAGAAGGCACACCGGAGAGAAACCUUUUGUCUGUUCAGUUUGUGAGAAACGAUUCAUUUUAAAGACAGAUUUGAUGAGACACACAAGGACACACACCGGAGAGAAACCUUUUGCUUGCUUAGUUUGUAAUGAAAGAUUCACUGCAAAGACAACUUUAGUCACACACACACAAAUACACACGAGAGAAAACCCUUUUUCCUGCUCAGUUUGUGGUCAAAGUUUCACUUUGAAAGGAGAUUUAGUAACACACACAGUGAUCCACUCCAGAGAGAAGGCUUUUGCAUGCUCAAUUUGCGGCCAACGAUUCAGUGCGAAAACAAAUUUAACAACGCACACCAGAACGCACACUGGGGAGAAACCUUUUGCCUGCCAAGUUUGUGGUCAAAAAUUUUCUAUGAAGGCAAAUUUAACUCGACACGCAAGAACGCACACGGGGGAGAAACCAUUCAGUUGCAGUGUGUGCGACAGAAGAUUUUCUAGUAAGCAUCAUGUUAAGAGGCACAAGUGUGUUGUGGAGAAUGGCGGCAUUUAAUGAAGCUUUAAGUAGAUUGGGAAAAAAAUGACUUGCCGUGUUGCUGUUGCUAUUCUGAUCCUGGUAAAAAGGAGGCUGACGUUAAAUCAAUAAAUCCAUCAAUGCCCAGAAGAACCACGGUGCUGUGUUCUGUAUCCAUGGAAGGCAACAAUAUUUGAGUGAUUCCACAUGUUUACAUACACUCAACAUGUCGCAUGAAUGUCAGUCUUUGGCUAGUGUGCAAUGUCCAUCUUUCAAGACUUGUGAAGACAAGAAUUGGCAGCUCACGUUCCAAUUUAUUUUGCAUUUUCUCAUCCACACUGGAUGAAAAUUAUA
This is a messenger RNA of Syngnathoides biaculeatus (alligator pipefish), 2057 nucleotides long. Its product is annotated as zinc finger protein OZF-like. The record is from RefSeq and is a predicted model, not a curated record. Gene Ontology annotation, molecular function: DNA-binding transcription factor activity, RNA polymerase II-specific; chromatin insulator sequence binding; RNA polymerase II cis-regulatory region sequence-specific DNA binding. Gene Ontology annotation, biological process: regulation of transcription by RNA polymerase II. The coding region runs from base 276 to 1742 and encodes 488 amino acids. Lineage: Eukaryota; Metazoa; Chordata; Actinopteri; Syngnathiformes; Syngnathidae. The transcript has 2 exons. Gene Ontology annotation, cellular component: chromosome; nucleus.